AAGCGAUUUCGAUUCAUUAGGUAUUCCUUCAUCUCCCCGCCGAAGCUCACCACUCUCCUUCUUUCUACGCACAACCCCAGCUUCGAAAACAACUCCUCCUAGGCUUUCUCAAAUCUAGGAGAUUUUUGUGCUGCUGCAGCUGCCGCUGCCUGCCUUUCUUUUCUCUCUUUGGAUCGGAAUCAUAGAAGAAUGUCAUCUCGUUUCUGGACACAGGGAAACAGCGAUACAGAAGAAGAGGAGGAGAGCGAUUUCGAAGAUGGGUCCGAGACCGGUGCCGAGCCUGGAACCACUGCUACUGCUGCUGCUGCUGGGAGCAGAUAUUUACAAGGCAAUGCCAGUGACAGUGAUGACUCUGAUGGCCAGCGCCGCAUUGUCCGCUCCGCCAAGGACAAGCGGUUUCAGGAGAUGUCGGCUACUGUUGAUCAAAUUAAGAACGCCAUGAAGAUCAAUGACUGGGUCAGCCUCCUGGAGAGCUUUGACAAGAUCAACAAACAGCUUGAGAAGGUCGUCCGGGUCACGGAAUCGGACAAGGUUCCAAAUCUCUAUAUCAAAGUUCUUGUGAUGUUUGAGGAUUUCCUAGUGCAGGCACUGGCGAAUAAGGAAGCCAAGAAGAAGAUGAGCAGCAGCAAUGCCAAGGCUUUGAAUUCGAUGAAGCAGAAGCUCAAGAAGAAUAACAAACAGUUUGAGGAUCUGAUAAACAGGUAUAGAGAAAAACCUGAGAGCGAGGAUGAUGGAGAGGCUGAGGAGCAGGCAGAGGAUGACGAGGAUUCUGGUUCGGAGUUUGAAGAGGACCCCACGAAGAUUGCUACCAUGUCGAAUUCGGAGGAGAGCGAUGAGGACGGAGAUAAGGAUGGUGAAGCCGAGGGUGGUGGUGGUGGUGGCUGGGAGAAGAAGAUGAGCAAGAAAGAUAAGCUCAUGGGUAAGCAAUUCAUGAAAGACCCUAGUGAGAUAACAUGGGACACUGUUGAUAAGAAGCUCAAAGAGAUUGUCGCCGCAAGGGGUCGGAAGGGGACAGGACGGGUCGAGCGAGUCGAGCAGCUCACGUUUUUAACUAAAGUUGCCAAGACACCUGCCCAAAAGCUCGAAAUCCUAUUCAAUGUCGUCUCUGCCCAGUUUGAUGUGAACCCAAGUCUGAGUGGGCACAUGCCUAUUAAUGUCUCGAAGAAGUGCGUGCAGAACAUGUUCAUCGUGCUUGAUAUCCUUGAGCAGUACCCAAACAUUGUGGUGGACGAUUCAGUGGAGCCUGAGGAGAAAGAGACACAGAAGGGAGCUGACUAUAAAGGGAUGAUUCGUGUCUGGGGGAAUUUGGUUGCCUUUCUUGAGCGUAUGGAUGUGGAGUUCUUUAAGAGCUUACAGUGCACCGAUCCAUACACUCGUGAGUACAUUGAAAGGCUUCGGGAUGAGCCAAUGUUCUUUGUUCUCGCACAAAAUGUUCAGACUUAUUUAGAACGGAUAGGGGAUUUCAAGGGUGCUGCGAAGGUGGCCUUGAGACGUGUUGAGCUUGUGUAUUAUAAGCCUCAAGAGGUUUAUGAUGCGAUGAGGAAGCUAGUAGAGCAGGAUGGUGCAGAGGGUGGAGAAUAUGGGGAUACGGAAGCAGAUGAGGAACCACAGAUGGUUGAGGAAAUAAGAGGCCCAUCAGCGUUUGUUGUAACCCCUGAGCUUGUGCCUCGAAGGCCUACUUUUCCGGAGAAUAGCAGGACAUUGAUGGAUAUACUCAUUUCGCUAAUAUACAAGUAUGGAGAUGAGCGGACUAAAGCCCGGGCAAUGCUUUGUGAUAUAUAUCACCAUGCUAUCUCGGAUGAGUUCACAACAGCUCGUGAUUUGUUGUUGAUGAGCCACUUGCAAGAUGGUGUCCAGCACAUGGACAUUUCAACACAGAUUCUCUUCAACAGGGCAAUGGCCCAACUUGGUCUGUGUGCAUUUAGGGCCUCUCUUAUAACAGAAGCACAUGGCUGCCUUUCGGAGCUAUAUUCAGGCGGAAGGGUAAAAGAAUUGCUUGCACAAGGUGUUUCACAAAGCCGUUACCAUGAAAAGACCCCAGAGCAGGAAAAGCUGGAGAGGAGACGCCAAAUGCCAUACCACAUGCACAUAAACCUAGAGCUUCUAGAGGCUGUACAUUUGAUAUGUGCUAUGCUUUUGGAGGUCCCAAACAUGGCAGGCAACAUGCCCGAUGCCAAAUCCAAAGUAAAAAGCAAGACAUUCCGACGGUUGCUUGAGGUGAGUGAGCGGCACACUUUCACUGGCCCUCCAGAUAAUGUUCGGGACCAUGUCAUUGCUGCGACAAGGGCACUGUUUAAGGGCGACUUUCUGAAGGCUUUUGACAUAAUAAAAUCCCUCGAGGUUUGGAAGCUCCUAAGGAACCGAGAAAACGUGUUGGAGAUGUUGAAGACAAAGAUCCAGGAAGAGUCUUUGAGGACCUACCUGUUCACGUAUUCCCCAUGCUACAAUUCUGUUAGCUUGGACCAGCUUACUACCAUGUUUGACCUUUCUGAAGCUCAUGUACACAGCAUUGUGAGCAAGAUGAUGGUCCUGGAAGAGCUCCAUGCAAGCUGGGACCAGCCAACGCGAUGCAUUGUCUUCCACAAUGUCGAGCACACAAGAUUACAAGCACUUGCAUUCCAGCUGAUGGAGAAGCUUUCGGUUCUUGUCGACAGCAAUGAACGGGCAUUUGAGGCAAAGACGGGCGGUGGGUUGGAUGGGCUUCCCUCGAGGCGGAGGGAAGGUCUGGACUAUGCAAGUGCGGCAGCAAACAAAUGGCAAGAGAACUCAUCUCAAGGACGUCAUGGGGGAUAUGGAGGCCGUUCUGGAUAUGGCUCUGGUCUGGCUCUGGGAGGAUUUUCAAAAGACAGGAGCGGGCAGGGGCCACGUGGGACAGGUGGGUAUUUAGCGGGUUACCAGAGCAUGCGUUACCAAGAUGCAUACCGAAGUGUUGGAAGGACUCCUUACCCAACAGGUUUGUCUGUGAGAGGAUUGCAGAUGGAAACGUCUGCCCGCAUGGUUAGUCUCAACAAGGCCAGACGUGUUUAAAAAGAGAGUUGCAGUUUUGGUGUUUAUCUUUGGUGAUUUUCUUUUUCUGCUUCUUAUUGAAGAGUUUUGUUUUGUUUUUUUUUUUUGCAAGCUUUUGGGUUGUUCCCCCAUCGAACUUGGAAGGCUUUCAUUAGAGAUCUAGAUACCUCUUACAAGCUUUGCUUAUUCUUUUUAUUUAAACAAUCAGCAUGCAAAUUUUGAUUUGUUAUUUUCAUUA
Molecule: messenger RNA, 3244 nt
Organism: Magnolia sinica
Lineage: Eukaryota; Viridiplantae; Streptophyta; Magnoliopsida; Magnoliales; Magnoliaceae
Product: eukaryotic translation initiation factor 3 subunit C-like
Exons: 3
Coding region: 190-3027 (945 amino acids)
Biological process (GO): translational initiation
Cellular component (GO): eukaryotic translation initiation factor 3 complex
Molecular function (GO): translation initiation factor binding; RNA binding; translation initiation factor activity
Source: RefSeq, a predicted model, not a curated record